Messenger RNA from Chenopodium quinoa (quinoa), 1465 nucleotides. RefSeq lists its product as uncharacterized. The coding region runs from base 971 to 1441 and encodes 156 amino acids. Lineage: Eukaryota; Viridiplantae; Streptophyta; Magnoliopsida; Caryophyllales; Amaranthaceae. The transcript is spliced from 3 exons. The record is from RefSeq and is a predicted model, not a curated record.
AUUAUUAUAAUAAAUUGUCGUGUAUAAAUUAUAUCAUUGGUCUAAAAAUAUAUAAUCUGUUUUUGUUACUGGGAAAAAUUAGUAAUAGUUUUUUCUCAAAAAAUAAAAAAUAAAUAAAAAAUUUGUAAUAGUUGCGAAAAUUUUUAAUUAAGAGAUUUAAGACUAGUAGUUUGACUAGAACUCGGACUCCUAAUCCAGUUAAUUCUUGAAUUCCAAAUUUUAUCUAUUUAUUAUUUUAUUUAUUAUAUCUUGAGAGUUAUAAUAGGAAAAUAAAUUCUGUUGGAAAGAAUCACUAUAUAUAUAAUCGCAGAGCUGCUCACAAAUCAUUGCUUUGGAAAAACGUUGUUUUGCAUCACAGGUUAUACUCUCUCCUUUCUUUAAUUUGCCCUUUUCUUUAACGCCUAUGUCUUUUUUCUUUCUUCCCUGCAUCAAGAAUUGAUCUUUUUAACUACUUGCUCUGCCCGGAUAUAGUUGUCGUGUUUUUAGUUCAAAUUACACUAUCAACAACCCGACGUACUCUUUAUGUUGCGUUUUUACAAUGAUUGAUACCGUUUUUUUUUUUUUUUAAUAGAGUAGCAUUUAAGAAACCAAUUAUACUGUAGUUUUUGCGUUUCAAUUCUUGUUACUAUCUAAACUUUGGGUUUGUGUUUUUGUGUGAUUUACAUGGUGAUUUAAUUUGUAAAGAUUAAUUAGACUAUUAUUAGGAAUCAUAAUGCUAGAGUUGGUGUUUUAACGUAACAAAAUAAGGUAUAGUAUUUAUUUUUAAUUUUUUAAUGAUGUAAAAUAAGGUAUAAAUAUUAAUGUUCAUAAUUCUUGCAUUAUAACAUUAUUACCAGUUUUCUUAUUUUAUUUGAAGGCACAUUAUUACCAGUUUCUAAUUAAGUGCUAACUUCUGAAGUUCUGAAUAUUGCAGAUUACUUGAGUUGCACAAAAUUUGGGAGUGUUGUUAAUCUCCAUUAAAAGCGCCAUCAUGUUGAACUCGAUAUUAAAUUGCGGGUGUAUGUCGUUUAUUGAAGUUAUAUACGAGACAAUCAGUGAUAUGUGCCGUGAAAUUGAUGACAUAAUGAUCCAGAAUGCUCGUGGUAACGUCAGAGACCAAGUGCAAGUGCAGACAACAGGUGAGAAUGACAAGAAGAAGUUAGCUGUUGCGAUGAAAAAAUUACCACUCUUCGAUGAUGAUAUUCAAGAGGAUGAUCUCUCGGUUUCAUUCAGAAGAGCAUAUGGCCGCGAUAUAUAUGGAAGUGAUUAUGAGAUUCCAAUUAGGGAGACACUGGAAGAAAGUAAAGAGGUCCAAAAACCAUAUCGCAACUGUGAUAGAGAUUUCAGUCACCUCAGUGAAAGUGCCCAAAACAUCCUGAAGAAUUUCGAAACGGAGUAUGUUGAAGACAUAGACUGGGAGAUUGUCAGAUUAUAUGGUGUUCAUGGUGAUAAUAUAUUUUGACUUGUAUCUUAUAAACUUGGGUAA